This is a messenger RNA of Haplochromis burtoni (Burton's mouthbrooder), 3446 nucleotides long. RefSeq names its product ubiquitin specific peptidase 54a (gene usp54a). NCBI's taxonomy places the organism in Eukaryota, Metazoa, Chordata, Actinopteri, Cichliformes, Cichlidae. Gene Ontology annotation, biological process: protein deubiquitination. Gene Ontology annotation, molecular function: cysteine-type deubiquitinase activity. The record is from RefSeq and is a predicted model, not a curated record.
GUGUACUCUUCAGGUGCCCCUCAUCUGCCGUUUUUUUCGGCAAAAUUAUCCACACCCACCGCCGCGCUAUGCAUUCUGGGAUAUGUUGGGCCACGAAGUCUACACCGCCACGUCCUUAAAAUUCAGGGAAAUGAAGGACGCAUUUGAGGGCCGCAUUUCGAGCAGCCUUUGGAUUGGGACAGCCUUUGUUGCGUCGCGGUGACGUAAUCGGCCUUAAAAUGCGGCCUUUAAGGCUGCAGACCCUGAAUAGGGAUACAGCCUGUGUGACCAAUAACAUGGCUGCUGUGAGGUCACCGUACUACAGACCUAUCAGUGUCUGUAACUCCACCCUCUCGUCCUAACAGGGCUCUUCUGUCUUGGCAGCAAAAAUGUCCAUCUUUUAUAUACAGGUAAUGCUGGCUCAGCGGCUGAGCGUGCACACUUUGUGACGUGUUUUACUGCAGGUGUAACACACAUGAGCGUGACCAACGGAGCUUAGUUCCGGUGUUUUUCCCGGUUCAGUAAAGGACCUUUGCUUGACUUUUACUUGAAUCACCCUGAGGAGCAGCAGCAGUCCUCGGAAGCCUCCGUCUCAUACGCACGCACGCGCUCACGUGCUCACACACCAUCGCACCGGCGCACGCGCUGGUGCUCGCGCCCCAUGCUGCAGGUAGUAACCCCUCCCCCUCCGUCCUGCCGCUUCAAACACAAUAACCUCCGCCGCCGCUCCUUCCCCGGACACGCCGGCCGCCUUCCCCCGGGCUCUGCCUCGCUGCUCCGGCCACAGCAGGUAUGUUCCGAUUGGCUGCCUGCACUCGACCUCUGACCUCUGACCUGAGUGUGUGUCCGACCUCAGCCCCGUGGCCACGGCGAUGAGGAUGACCUGCUCUUGCUGAUGUUUGAAGGGUGGAUAGAAGGGCAGGAAUCCUGCGAUUACACAGCAGAGGGUUUUGGGAAUGCUGGGAAUUGUGCGUGUGGAAUAUUCAGCCUGUAAACAGAUGCUCAUUAAGAAUGUGAAGCCUUUUAUUCCCUGAAAAACUGAAGUGAGACAUUUUAGAUAACUGAUACACGUCAAACGUUCAGAUGAUUUAUUGUUUUUUACGUUUUAUUGGAUGCUAACGUUCCUGUUUGACUUCACGUUCUUCGUUUCUGGAUAUUUUUUAUCUCCGCCUCCCUCUUGGCUGGAGGAAAUGGAUCAAUCUGCACUGAAGCGAGAAUACGCGACAGGAAGUUGAUCCCUACAGGGAGCGAGGACGAGAACAAACUGGGAAUAUGUCGUGGAAGAGGAACUACUUUGCAUCAGGCAGCAGUGGAAGUGGUGUCAGCGGAGGAGGAGGAGGCGGAGGUGGGGCUGGGACACAGGGAAUCCUGACACCUCGCACCAUGACGUCCAUCGCUCCCAGCAAAGGGCUGAGCAACGAGCCGGGACAGAACAGCUGCUUCCUGAACAGCGCUCUGCAGGUCCUCUGGCACCUCGACAUCUUCCGCCGCAGUUUCCGUCAGCUGACCACCCAUAAGUGCAUGGAGGACUCGUGCAUUUUCUGCGCUCUUAAGAGCAUCUUUGCUCAGUUCCAGUACAGCAGCGACAAAGUUUUGCCGUCCGACGCGCUCCGCAGCGCGCUCGCCAAAACCUUCCAGGACAAGCAGCGGUUUCAGCUCGGCAUCAUGGACGACGCUGCGGAGUGCUUCGAAAACAUCCUGAUGAGGAUCCACUUCCACAUCGCAGACGAGACCAAAGAAGACAUCUGCACAGCCAGACACUGCAUCCCCCACCAGAAGUUCGCCAUGAUGCUCUUUGAGCAGUGUGUGUGCAGCAGCUGUGGAGCCUCCUCAGAUCCUCUGCCCUUCAUUCAGAUGGUCCACUACAUCUCCACCACCUCCCUGUGUAACCAGGCAGUGAAGAUGUUGGAGUCGAGGGAGAAGGCGACCCCGGGCAUGUUUGGGGAGCUGCUACGAAACGCCAGCAUGGGGGACCUGCGCAACUGUCCUAGUCAGUGCGGUCAGCAGCUGCGGAUGGCUCGCGUCCUCCUCAACAGUCCGGAGAUCAUCACCAUCGGCCUGGUGUGGGACUCGGAUCACUCGGACCUGGCCGAGGACGUCAUCCACACCCUGGGAACCUGCCUGCGCCUCGGGGAUCUGUUCUACAGGGUGACCGAGGAGAAGGCUCGGCAGUCCGAGCUCUACCUGGUCGGGAUGGUGUGCUACUACGGGAAACAUUACUCCACUUUCUUCUUCCAGACUAAGAUCCGCCGGUGGAUGUACUUUGAUGACGCACACGUCAAAGAGAUCGGGCCCAAGUGGAUCGACGUGGUUUCGCGCUGCAUUAAAGGCCACUACCAGCCGCUGCUGCUGCUGUACGCCGACCCGCGGGGGACGCCAGUGUCUGCGCAGGACCUGCCCUCGCGCCUCGACCUCCACCACCUCAACAAGGCCUGUUACGACAGCGAAGACUCGGGCCGCGAGCCGUCGAUCUCCAGCGACACUCGCACCGAUUCGUCGACGGAGAGCUACUCGUACCGACAGCCCUCCCACUCGCACCAUGAGUCCCUGGCCAGUCGCUACUCCUCCGACUCCCAGGGAACCGUCAUCUGCAUCGACCGCCCAGACGGAGCCCUGCACGCCUCGCUCUGCAGCCUGGAUACCGUAGGCCACGCGACGGACGGUGAGCAGCAUCAGCCUCCGAGGAAAGGAGGCGUGGCCGGGGAUAGGAGGCGGAGCGCUAGCCGCCACCGGCGGUCUAAACCUGAGAACGAAGCGUCGUCGGCUGGUUACCACAGUGAGGGCGAGACGUUAAAGGAGCAGCAGGUUCCUCGUCACCUCCCCAAACCUUCGUCUUCCUUCUCAUCAUCGACCAGCCGCCUGCGAGACUUCAAGGAGACCAUGAGCAACAUCAUGCACAGCCGACCCCUCUCCUCCUCCUCCUCCACGUCUCUGCCGGCCGCCGGCUUCUCCUCUGAAAUCGCCCCCUCCUCGAACAGCAGCCAUCACCACCACCUCCCUGCCAGCAGCGCCGCUCCUUCCUCCUCCUCCUCCGCUGGGAAAGCUCAGGACUGGGAGGCCGACAGCACCAGCAGCGAGUCAAAGUCCAGCUCCUCCGGGGGAACAGGGAGGUACCGGCCGGCUUGGAGGCCCCGGAGGGAGGCGCUCAACAUCGACAGCAUCUUUAACCGCGAGAGGCGGAGGCAAGCAGGGUACAGCCCCCUCGGAGCGCCGCUGCUCGACGACUGUGGAGCUCAGGACGCCUCCUCAGCCCUGGAGGAGGUGACGCCUGUCCGGACGGGCUCCUCCAGGACUCUCCCCGCCUCCUUCUCCAGCAGCCACAGAGGAGGUGGAGCUGGACCGGGAGGUGAGAACGAAGGAGCGGGAGGAGCCGUGCUGUCUCCCGCUGCUCCUCCUGCUGCUCCACCCAGGCUGAUCCAGAGGAUGGAGAGCGGCUACGAGAGCAGCGAGAGGAACAGCAGCAGCCC